Messenger RNA from Cucurbita pepo subsp. pepo (vegetable marrow), 2841 nucleotides. RefSeq names its product scarecrow-like protein 9. Lineage: Eukaryota; Viridiplantae; Streptophyta; Magnoliopsida; Cucurbitales; Cucurbitaceae. The record is from RefSeq and is a predicted model, not a curated record.
GAGCCAGUGCGAUCGGAAUCAACGGCUGGGAUUCGUCUUCAACCUCCGACUUCUUUUUAGAAACUUUUGUAGCUUCAGGCGAACCAGCUAUCACUGCUAAUUUUCUUUACAGAGACAAAAAGUUUUUAGUCGAAAUUCAAUUUCCCCAUCGUUCUCUUGGCUUCUACAUCCUUCUCUGUAAUCCAGGGUUUCUGUGAGGUAAUCGCCCCUUUGCGGUUCAAGCACAAGAGAAUGCUCUUGGAAGGCCCAUGUUUCAGGAUACCGUUUUGAGUCAUAACUUUGAAGAAUUUAAUUGCUUUCCUCUCGAUCCAUCGCCGAAUAACAUGGCCUCAAGUUCCAGUAUUAGAACCUCAUCUUCUAAUGAGGCGAGCCAUGAGGAAGAUUAUCUGGAAGAUUACGAUUUCUCUGAUGCUGUUUUGAGAUUCAUAAAUCAGAUUCUGAUGGAAGAAGAUAUGGAGGACAAGACUUGCAUGCUUCAAGAUUCUUUGGAUCUUCAAGCUGCUGAGAAAUCAUUCUACGAGGUCCUUGGAAAAAAGUAUCCUCCUUCUCCAGAACCGAAUAGAUCUCUGGCCAAUCAAUACAGUGAUAGCUUCUAUGAAGAACUUUGUGGAGAUAGUAUUAAUUGCCUGAAUAGUUAUCGUAAUACUUUUUAUUAUGGUGAUGAUAACCCUUUUCAAACUCUGGGUGAGGAUGUAUUUCAAAUCAGAAGCACUUUAGAUGAUAUCAUUUCUCCAUCAUCUCAUAGCUCCUCGAAUAGUAUUAUUAGUGGGGCUGAUGGGUGGGUGGACUUCUCGAAUAAUACAAUUUUAGUCCCUGAGCCUAAUGACAGAAGCCAAUCCAUUUGGCAGUUUCAAAAAGGGUUUGAAGAGGCAAGCAAAUUUUUACCUGGUGAAAACAACUUGUGUCUUGAUUUUGAGGUAAAUGAGCCAGCAACUCAUGGUCCGGAGGAGGAAACGAGCGAGAUAUAUUUGAAGGCAGGAAGAACGGAUCAGAAGAGUGUUUUGUCACUUGAAUCACGUGGAAGAAAGAAUCCUCAUGAUGAGGAUGGAGAUUUGGAAGAAGAGAGAUGCCGCAAGCAAGCAGCUCUAUUUACAGAGUCAACCUUGCGAUCUAAGAUGUUUGAUAUUGUGUUGCUUUGUAGUGCAGGGGAGGGGCGUGAACGGUUAGUUUCAUUUCGACAGGAAUUACAGAAUGCUAAAAUCAAAAGCAUGCUGCAGAAUGGGCAACUAAAAGAGUUUAGAGGUGGGAGGGGUCGUCGGAAGAAGCAUAGUGGGAAAAAGGAGGUUGUGGAUUUGAGAACUCUUCUAAUUAGCUGUGCUCAAGCUAUUGCAGCUGAUGACCAUAGGAAUGCUAGUGAGCUUCUAAAGAAGAUCAGGCAACAUGCUUCUCCUUUUGGGGAUGGAAAUCAGAGGUUGGCUAGUUGUUUUGCUGAUGGUCUGGAGGCACGCUUGGCAGGUACUGGUAGCCAGAUUUACAAAGGUCUAGUUAAUAAAAGAACAUCUGCUGCCGAUGAAUUGAAAGCUUACCACUUGUACCUUGCUGCAUGCCCAUUUAGAAAGAUCUCUAAUUUUACUUCAAACAGGACUAUAAUGAUUGCUGCAGAGAAUGCAACGAAGCUUCAUGUCAUAGAUUUUGGUAUCCUUUACGGUUUCCAGUGGCCUACUUUAAUCCAGAGAUUGUCAUGGAGAGAAGGUGGACCUCCAAAGCUUCGAAUUACUGGAAUAGAAUUUCCCCAGCCUGGAUUUCGUCCUGCGGAGAGAGUUGAGGAGACAGGUCGUCGCUUGGCGGCCUAUGCAGAGAGUUUCAACGUGCCAUUUGAGUAUAAUGCUAUAGCAAAAAAAUGGGAAAAUAUUUCUGUGGAAGAACUCAAUAUCCAUCAAGAUGAGUUCCUCGUUGUGAACUGUUUGUAUCGAGCAAAAAAUUUGUCUGAUGAAAGUGUUGCCACAGAGAGUGCCAGAAGUUCUGUUUUUAGAUUGAUACACAAAAUUAAACCCAACUUAUUCAUCAGUGGCGUUGUCAAUGGGGCAUACAAUGCACCUUUCUUCGUUACCCGAUUUCGAGAGGCAUUGUUUCACUUUUCUGCUAUCUUUGAUAUGCUUGAAACUGUUGUACCUCGUGAGGAUUGGGAGAGAAUGCUGUUGGAGAGAGAGAUCUUUGGCAGGGAGGCUUUAAAUGUUAUAGCAUGUGAGGGAUGGGAGAGAGUGGAAAGACCAGAAACAUACAAGCAGUGGCAAUUUUGGAUCAUGAGGGCUGGAUUUGUGCAACUGCCAUUUUAUCCUGAGAUUUUUGAGAGAGCAGUUGAAAAGGUGCGGUCAAGUUACCACAGAGAUUUUUUGAUUGAUGAAGAUAGUAGAUGGAUACUGCAGGGAUGGAAAGGUCGAAUUAUAUAUGCCAUCUCUGCAUGGAAACCAGCUGCAGAGUAAACAUGAAGAUGGGACAGACUGUGUUAAUCACGUCUGCAGGUGUCUCUUCAUUAUUAGCUAUAUUCAAAUCAAAAGAGACUGCUUGAGGACCAAGGGGUUAACUGUGGAGCUGUUUCAAAAUUUGAAACGAAGUGUUGAGGAAGGCUCCAAUGCCCCCUGUAGAAUUUUCUUCCCUCCCCAGAUGGAUAAAUCUGUGUUUUCGCAAAUAUCUUUCUAAGGUUCAGUUGGAGAGUCAACAAUGUCGUUCGCCCUAAACUGCGGGUAGGAAUACAUAACCGAAUUUAUUUUGCCUUUUUCUCUCUUUUAUCUUGCGAGGUUCUUCAGAAAAAGAAGUUAUAAACCUCUCAUCUUCUCUGUGCCAAGAAUUUUGUAGUGUAUAUAUGAAUAUAGGAACUUAUUAAUCUUUUGUCCUUCAUCA